Molecule: messenger RNA, 2097 nt
Organism: Mucor velutinosus
Lineage: Eukaryota; Fungi; Mucoromycota; Mucoromycetes; Mucorales; Mucoraceae
Gene: CLP1
Product: Cleavage polyadenylation factor subunit clp1
Exons: 6
Coding region: 1-2097 (698 amino acids)
Biological process (GO): proteasome-mediated ubiquitin-dependent protein catabolic process
Cellular component (GO): cytoplasm; nucleus
Molecular function (GO): protein binding
Source: RefSeq, a predicted model, not a curated record
AUGGCUUCUAUCACACCAACAUAUAACGCUGCAUUCCCAUCCUUACAUCAAACAGGCCUCAUCUCCCAGCGAAGAGCAAGUGCUCAUCAUCAUCCAACAACGCCUCCAUUUAUACAACGUUCCAUAGCACCUCCAAAGUUUCCCAGCUAUCUUAAACAGACGCUCUACGCAAAAUUGGCCUUGGAGCAAUAUAAAUUCUAUCAACAAAAGCAUGAAAUCAAGCCUCUACCAAACAAUGCAAGUAAAAAGUCGACCACAACUUGUUUGGAAGAAGAGCAGCUGGAAGAGAUGGAUUUACGCUUACCCACUUUAUGGAAUUCGAGAGAUAAAUCUAAGAAUAUAGAAAUUGGAACUAAUGGUAUAGAUUUAGCAUAUAUCGGACCUGGGAAGCAGGAAACUCAUGCGGCACUAGCGCGAUCAAAUUUCCCAAUGCGACCUCAAUGUGGCAUAUUUUACUACGAAAUGAAAGUGAUAUCAAAGGGAGACGAUGGAUAUAUUGGCAUUGGAUUUUGCGCUGCUUCGAACAAGGUGGAAAGACUGCCAGGCUGGGAUCCUGAUUCUUGGGGAUAUCAUGGGGAUGACGGCCACUCGUUUGCUGGCUCUGGUACAGGUAAAAACUAUGGGCCUUGCUUUACUACGGGCGACGUUGUCGGAUGCGGUGUCAAUUUCGCAGACAACACUGCCUUUUACACAAAGAACGGCAAAUUUAUUGGGAUUGCAUUUACAGACAUGAAUCUAAAGCAGCCUAUUUUUCCUGCUGUUGGUUUGCGUACACCAGGCGAGCAAGUUACAGUGAAUUUCGGCCAUGAACCAUUUGUAUAUGAUAUUGCGCAAUAUGUCAGUGACCAGCGAAUCAAGUUUAUUGAUGAAAUAACGCUGCAGAACAGCUCCAGACACAAAGAAGCAAACCGCAAAGAAGAGUCAUAUUCUAAGGAAGUGAUGGACCAACUGAUCCUAUCCUAUUUAGUCCAUCAUGGGUAUACAGGAACAGCAAAGGCUGUUGUACAAAAUGCAGGUCAUGUUUCCGGCCAGGAGUUAUUCUUGUCACCCAACAAUGAUAUAUCGAAAGCGGGUGAACAGGAUAUGGAAGAAAGACAGUUGAUUCGAUCUGCAAUUAUACAUGGACACAUCGAUCAAGCCAUUACACUCAUUAACAAGUACUUUCCUGGCGUGUUACAAGAAGAGGGUCGUGGUGAAGAACUGCAAUUGUCAUUGAAAUGUGGAAAGUUCGUGGAAAUGAUGCGGGAAUAUUGCGAGUGCAGCAAAAGUCGACGUUUGCGGACAAAUUCAGUAGAUAGCAGAAUAUCAGCGGAAACGUCAGAUCAGUUCUUGAAUGCUAAUGAAGAUCGCACAACGAGAUCCAACUCGGUCUCAGGACCUGUCAUUGCUCACUCUUCUCAUGCAAAUCCAGUACCUCCACCUGGUAGACGUCUAAGCUAUGCUGCCAUUGCUGCCUCAUUGUCACCUUCCAACAGCACAGAGGUCCCUCGCCAGCAAGACGAUUCGAUGGAUGUGGAUGAUGAGAUGGAUCCCAAUUCUAAAAUGGAUCGAGCUCCUGACAGUACCGCAUCCAGUCAUGGUAAUGGCAAUGCCUGGAGCAGGAGGCCAAGUAUCACAGCCUCUAGUAGUAGCAAUGCAGUGAACGGGGAUUAUCUUUCAGUACCAGUGAAUGAAGAGAACAGUACAAGCAGCACUGAGGUAGCAGACUCUUUAAAGCUGGUGAUGCAAUAUGGUCAAAAAUUGCAAAACGAAUAUCAGAAUGAUACCCAAAAGACAAGAUCCAAACUUGUGGAUAUCUUUUCUCUGCUCGCUUACAAUGAUCCUUAUUCUAGCCCAAAAGCUCACUUGCUAAAGAUUUCAAGAAGAGACGCUCUAGCUACAGAUGUAAAUGCAGCUAUAUUAGCUUUUCAAAAUCGACCAGAAAUGCCAGCUAUGGAACGCAUCUACAGACAAAUCAUCCUCUGUAACAAGGAGCUUGCGUUUGAAGGUUCCGGUAAAGCUGCUCUUAUAAAUAUCGAUGAUUAUUGUGCCAAUGAUAUCGAAAAAUCCUCUGCUGACAGCAAUUGCAGCUAUAAUGCAGAGUCAAUGAUCUCAUAA